Messenger RNA from Zootoca vivipara (common lizard), 1250 nucleotides. Lineage: Eukaryota; Metazoa; Chordata; Lepidosauria; Squamata; Lacertidae. The record is from RefSeq and is a predicted model, not a curated record.
AUGGACAGAAUGUAUUUGGAUGAGAACGGGGAGCUGGCAGCCGACUUGGACAUUGUGAACUGGGUAGUGUUCCCCAAUAAGUCCGUCCUCAGAGUGAAGUUUGGGAGUAUCGACAGACAGGGAUCCCCAGACCUGAAGUGCUCCAUCGACCAGGAUGCCAUUGUGUGGCCUGAGUGGCUCAAUCAGACCCUUCCUACUUCCAGGUGUGUGGAAAGCUGUCGCCCUGGAUCCGUCAAGGUGAUUCAGGAAGGGAAGCCUCUUUGCUGUUAUGAAUGUCUUCCCUGUGCAGAAGGGACCAUCUCCACUCAGGAAGAUGCAGACCAUUGCGAAAAAUGCCCAGGAAAUCAGCAUCCAAACAAGGACCAAGAUCGAUGUGUGUUCAAGCAUAUCACCUUCCUAGCCUAUGAAGAAUCCCUAGGGAUUAUCCUACUUUCCCUUGCCCUACUGGGGGCCUUAACCACAAGCUUUGUCUUAGGAAUCUUCAUUAAAUACAGCGAAACUCCCAUAGUCAAAGCCAACAACCGGGACCUCUCCUACAUCCUCCUCGUCUCUCUCCUGCUUUCCUUUUUGUCCUCCUUCCUGUUCAUUGGGAGGCCAAGGAAAGGGACCUGCCUUCCUCGACAAAUGGCCUUCAGCAUCAUCUUCUCUGUUGCUGUUUCUUCUGUCUUGGCAAAAACCAUCACGGUGGUUCUGGCCUUCCUGGCCACCAAGCCAGGGAACACAGUGAGGAGAUGGCUGGGGAAGAGUCUGGCCCACUCCAUUGUCCUUUCAUGUUCCAGUAUGCAAAUUAUCAUCUGCACCAUCUGGCUGGGUACCUCUCCCCCAUUCCCAGACUCUGACAUGCACUCUCAGAUGGGAGAAAUUAUUCUGCAAUGCAACGAAGGGUCUGUGGUCAUGUUUUAUGCUGCCCUCGGCUACAUGGGCUUCCUGGCUUCCAUCUGCUUCACAGUGGCUUUUCUAGCCAGGAAUCUGCCUGGGUCCUUCAAUGAAGCCAAGCUGAUCACCUUCAGCAUGCUGGUCUUCUGCAGUGUUUGGGUGUCCUUUGUGCCCACCUACCUGAGCACCAAGGGGAAGUACAUGGUGGCUGUGCAGGUCUUCUCCAUCUUGGCCUCCAGUGCUGGGCUCCUGGGCUGCAUCUUUAUUCCCAAAUGCUACAUUAUUGUGCUGAGACCUGAUCUGAACACAAAGGAGCACCUGACAGCAAAAGCCAAAGAUAGCAUCUGAUUCUGAAAAUAUUACUUUUCAAGAAU